GAAAAUAUCUGGCAUCUCUGGUUGGAAGAACAUGACGAGCAGCCAUUUUACCUCACCCAAGUCAUAUUCGUGAACGCAGUGUGUCUAGGUGCCUGUGGAAAAUUUUCUUGAGUAUCCUGAAUAAGAGCAGUCGUUUCUGCUGAACCCCAAAGACGUGAAAUGGCACCAGCAGCACUGCCGUUGAAGGCGGCCCCUUUCGAUCCUCGCUUCCCGAAUACCAAUCAGACCAAGUACUGCUACCAGAGCUAUCUGGAUUUUCACCGUUGCGAGAAGGUGAAAGGCAAGGGCGAUAAAGUUUGCAAGUACUUUAAGGACGUGUUCAAUGACUUGUGUCCAAAUGCGUGGGUUGAAAAAUGGGAUACCCAGCGUGCCGAAGGAACAUUCGCUGGCAAAAUCUAAAUUCGACGGAUUCUCAUUAGUACAUGCUGAAAGCACAGCCAUUUUAAGGGGGGUUAGGGGAACGUUACAGUUUGCUAGUGGCUUGACACGACAUGAGUGAGGGCAUCGAAUACAGCUAGGAUUUUUUGUUUAUUUGGUUUUGGUUGGAAAUUGGGCGGGAAACUACAAUUGGACACUUUGAUGUAUGGCUAUUUAUUUACUGGAUAGUUAAUUUGAUUUUGUAGUUUUCUGUGUAAACUGAAACAACAUUUACUUGGAAAGUGUUUUCGAACUAGACGAGAAAUAAAAAGAUGGCUGUUAAAUAA
Messenger RNA from Malaya genurostris, 704 nucleotides. RefSeq names its product cytochrome c oxidase subunit 6B1-like. Lineage: Eukaryota; Metazoa; Arthropoda; Insecta; Diptera; Culicidae. Bases 160 to 399 code for a protein of 79 amino acids. The transcript is spliced from 2 exons. The record is from RefSeq and is a predicted model, not a curated record. Gene Ontology annotation, cellular component: mitochondrion; respiratory chain complex IV.